Messenger RNA from Cyphomyrmex costatus, 564 nucleotides. RefSeq names its product mitochondrial ribosomal protein L52 (gene mRpL52). NCBI's taxonomy places the organism in Eukaryota, Metazoa, Arthropoda, Insecta, Hymenoptera, Formicidae. Gene Ontology annotation, biological process: mitochondrial translation. The coding region runs from base 154 to 564 and encodes 136 amino acids. The record is from RefSeq and is a predicted model, not a curated record. The transcript has 4 exons. Gene Ontology annotation, cellular component: mitochondrial large ribosomal subunit. Gene Ontology annotation, molecular function: structural constituent of ribosome.
GGUAGAGCGGCACUUUUUAUUGCCAGAUUCGUUCGUUUCGUGCAAAAACGCGUCGAAUAAGUGUAUUUUUUAAUCAAAAUUUGAACUGAAUGGAGUAUUCUAUAAACCUUUACCAAAUAUCAUACUGAUAUAAGUAUAACAUUGUCUUCAAAUAUGAUAUCAACUGCUAGAGCUGUGCUUCAGGUUGAACGACAUAUAAGUUAUAAUAUUGCAGUUAAUGGGUUUCAUCAAUCUUGUGUACAAUACUUAAACCAGAGGUGGAGACAAAAACGUGGAUUAACAGCUAAUCCAAAUACUUUCGGUCUUCUAACAAAUUUACCAGAUUAUACAUUUAAAGAUGGAAGACCUACACCUCUUGGAAUAAGACAGAAAGCACGCUUAGAUAAACAACGUGGUUAUGCAGCAAAAAUUAUUAAAUUAGUAGGAGAGGUAGAUUUUGCUGUUGAAAGACAUGCUAGAAUGCAGGAAAAGAAAAAAGAAGAGAGAGAAGGAAUCCUGAAGAAUAAAUUAAAACCUAAAGGAGAUUUACUACUUCAAAUACAAGCAGAUACAAUAGAAAAGUAG